CCCUUUGCAGGAUACGGAUGCGGAGACGGAGGGUUCCGAGGGGUCGGAGCAUGGAGCCGAUCCCCACCCAGACUGGGUGAAGCUGACGAUGGGAGACGCCUACUUUGACCUGGCGCCCUGGGGUCCGAGUGAGCCGGAGGCGUGCGGCCCGUCGCUCUGGCUCACCCUGGUCAAGGAGUCCCACGCGAGGAGGCCGGGAGGAGCUCGAUCGAUGCUCUGCGCCGAUUCCCAGGGAUCCCUAUGGUGUUCCCAGUGGGAUCCCACUGUCACCCCCCUGGAGGAGCCACACGUGCAGGAGCUCUCCAAGUGGACCCGCAAACAGGUUCACACAGACAGAGUGACAGCGGUGACAGAGACCGAGGAGCUGAUUGUAACUGCGUCGUACGACCGGACCGUGCGCCUGUGGGACUGCGUGUCGUUGAAGCAGGUCGGCCUGUUCAGCUGCCGCGCCCCGGUCCUCUGCCUGGAGGCUAACCCAGCCGACCCGGACCUGGGGGCGUGCGGGGACGCUGGGGGCAACGUCUACUUCCUGCGUUGGAGCAGCCGCCCUUCCCCCAGCCAGGGAGAGACCAACCUGCUGGCUCAGCACUGAUCGCAGUUUCAAUCCCCUCGCGUGUCCCUUUCUCCUCCUCCCCCGCCCCCCCCUUCCUUCAGUAAACAAAUGAAGCUCGGCUCUCGAAUUUCGAUAGCGCCUGGCGUUUUACCCUCCACCCUCUUGGGAAGGAGCGCUCACCUGUAGAAUGAGAAUCUGCAAAUAAAGACCACGUUACCAACCCCAAACCGCUUGUCUCUUUACCAUUCAGGAUGCAGUGUACGUCAGAGAGCAACUCUUUAUUUCCUACAGGUUACAGUUCGUUUCUCUCUAAUAAUGAGACCCCCCCCCCACCCCCACACACAACA
Messenger RNA from Chiloscyllium plagiosum (whitespotted bambooshark), 900 nucleotides. The record is from RefSeq and is a predicted model, not a curated record. Lineage: Eukaryota; Metazoa; Chordata; Chondrichthyes; Orectolobiformes; Hemiscylliidae.